AUGUUAUGCAUACAACGUGAAAGUUCAGCUCCAACUUUGCCUAUUCUUCAUCCAUUUUAUGUUGGAAAUGAAGAUAAUCAUAUGAUUAUAGAUGAUGUACACAAUUCAACUAAUUUUCCAAUAAAUCAAAAGAAACAUAUCAGUAUAUCAUCUGAAGAAGAACCAGUGAAAUUUAUUCAACUUGAUGAUUAUUGUAAACAAAAGCCUUUAUUACAUUCUCAACCAAUUAUUACAGAAUUUCAUUUACAAUCAUUAUAUGAUAAAGAGAGAACUUUUUCCCCAAAUAUUAUACCAUAUCAUCAAUCAUUUUUAACUAAUAAUCUCGAUUGUCAAAUUAAUCAAUCAUCGAGAAUAGAAGAUAUUCCAGUUGAAAAUUUUACAUUACAUAAUGAAAAAAUUGAAAACAUUCCAUGUUGUAAUAUUACAGAUAAGGCGGAACCAUAUGAAAUAAAUGAAGAUUUUCUACGAGAACCAAUUCCAAAUGGUGGUUGGGGUUGGCUUGUUGCAUUGGGAAGCUUUCUAUGCAUUUUUACUGUAGACGGUGUCUGCUUUUCCUAUGGUCUACACAUUAAUGAAAUGAUUCGAGAAGGUCAAUUCAAUAUUGAUUCCUCUGA
Messenger RNA from Heterobilharzia americana, 614 nucleotides. The record is from the annotation of a GenBank genome assembly. NCBI's taxonomy places the organism in Eukaryota, Metazoa, Platyhelminthes, Trematoda, Strigeidida, Schistosomatidae.